This is a messenger RNA of Phacochoerus africanus (Common warthog), 1296 nucleotides long. Its product is annotated as olfactory receptor 51G2-like. NCBI's taxonomy places the organism in Eukaryota, Metazoa, Chordata, Mammalia, Artiodactyla, Suidae. Gene Ontology annotation, cellular component: membrane. Gene Ontology annotation, biological process: G protein-coupled receptor signaling pathway. The record is from RefSeq and is a predicted model, not a curated record. Gene Ontology annotation, molecular function: G protein-coupled receptor activity; olfactory receptor activity.
AUGGGAAAGGCAUGCGGCCCUGGCAUCGUGUUUCCCAUCAGCAGCAAUGACUCUGUAACGUCCACCUUCCUGGGGACAGGCACACCUGGGCUGGAGGCCGUGCACACCUGGAUCUCCAAACCUUUCUGUGCCAUGCUCUCCGCUACCCUGGUGGGCAACAUGGCCAUCAUGGCAGUUAUCUGGAAGGAACACCCCCUCCACGUGCCCAGGGCCCUCCUCCCGGCCGUGCUCGCUGCCUCGGAUCCGGGUCUGUCCCUCUUCACCUUCCCUACACUGCUGGGGAUCUUCCGGCUGCGUGCGCGAGAGCGCACGUUCUCGGCUUGCUUCGCCCACGUGUUCUUCAUCCACACGGUCCAGGAUCUGGAGUCUGGGGUCAUCCUGGUGAUGGCCUCUGACCGCUACGCGGCCAUUUCUCACCCGCUGCGCUGUUCUUGCAUCCUCGCCAACGGUGGACCUGCCAGGAUAGGCCUGGCGGUCACUGUGCGAACCCUGACCGUGCAGGUGCCUCUCCCGAUCCUCCUAAGGAGGCCGUGCUUCUGUCGCUCCAGUGUGCUGUCUCCUUCCUACUGCCUGCAUCCGGACAUCAUCGAGCUCUCCUGCUCCAACGCCAGGGUCAACAGCAUCUUGGGACUGUUCGUGGUCCUCUCCACCGUGGGACUUGAUGUUUUUCUCAUUCUCUUUUCAUACGUCCUGAUUCUGAAGACUGUCCUGAGCCCCGCCUCCCACGGUGGCCGCCUCAAGGCGCUCAGCGCCUGUGCUUCGCACCUCUCUGCCGUGACCCUCUUCACGCCCAUGAUCUGCCUGUCUCUCCUGCAUCGCUUUGGCCCCAGACGCCCCUGGCACAUCUAUGUCACCAUGGCCAACAGGCAUUUUCUCAUCCCUCCCGUGAUGAACCCCAUCGUGUACGUGGUGAAAACCAAGCAGAUACGAGAGAGAAUUCUGAAACUCUUCCUCAAAAAAGGACCAGGAGGAUCUCAAGGAAAUCUUACACCCAACAAGACCCGAAUGGAAUCUACUGUCCUUUGCUCCAUCCUCAAUGCUCCUUCCUCCUGCUGCCACUUUGGAGGCCUCCCUUCAUGGGGGAGCCUCACGAGGCCCUGGCUGCACCACGAUCCAGAGGCUGUGUUCCUGCCCUGGGCCCUGGUGAGUGAUCUCAACACACUGGGCCAGCUUGGCGCAGAUCACACUAUUACACAAACUUUGGAUGGGUGUCAGGAGAAGUCACGGGCCAUCUUAGGUGUGGCCGCAAACCCAACAUGGGGCUUCCGAGACGUGCCGGACACGCGCUACGGAUAG